AACUUAUAAAACAGGGUCAGACAGGCUAAUCUGCCCCGUCUUGCUGGCAGGGAGGCGGCUGAAUUUAACCCUCCUUUAUAUGACAUUUGCUUUAAUACACCUGUGAGAAGGAGCUUUGGUCAUUUUCCAUCAUGUCAGGUCGUUUCAUUCACGACAACAUAACUGGUGUGUGUGAACCUCACAGCCGUAUAGAUAUAGAGGCUAGCCAGGCGAUACUACACCUCAGAUUGUACCAUUCACUAUUUGACGCCCAGACUAAAAGUGCGUUGCAAUCCCACGUUACACAAAUAUAUAUUUCUCGCUUUUCGGCGACUGUGUGACAUUUAACUUGGCGUUAUUAUGCUUUAAGCACGUGUUAAAGAUUACAAUCGGCCCCCUCCUCCCGGUCACUGCAGGGUUUCUUUCGGUUGUGCUGCUUAUGCUGCUGCCGUGGUUAGCCGAGUAUUGAGCUACCAGCUGACCUACUUUCUCUGCUCUCAGCCACUCGGUCCUGUUUACAAGCCACUGCCAGCGGAGGAUGUGGAGUACAGAGCCUGGAAAAUAGCUAGAAGAAAAAAAAGAAGAGAGAGAAAAAACCCACGAGCGACAAAUGUGGUUGUUUUUGUCGCUGAUAAAUUAGGACCGUCAAAGCAGCAGACGGCGACCGGCGAAUUAAUAACACCACGUUAUUAACUUAAGGCGUUGUUAUGCAAUUUAACGCUUUCGGUGCUCUUUCCUGCCCAGUCAGACGCUGCUGUUUGGCUGCUAUGCCGUUUAAAAAAUGACUUCUAAAGUUAAGUGUGGACCUUUGCUUCUGUCGGAGACCCGUUUAAAAGGAUUUGGAGCAUCUUUUUUGAAAUCGAGGAGGUGGUGGGCUACUGGACCACGAUAGGUUUUCUAAAAUAGUGUUCAGACAAGGUCAGCGCGGAUGGGACUUACACGACUUCAGAAAGGGCCUGGCUGGGAGAGGGAGUGAGUAUGGACAAUCUUUCGGACUUCGGUGGCCCCUGUCCAUCCACACACAGGGAAUGGGACACCAGCAGCUGUGUGGAUGAUUUGAUGGACGAAGAUGAAAAAGAUCGGGCAAAAAGGGCAUCCCGUAACAAAUCGGAAAAAAAGAGAAGAGACCAAUUCAAUGUGCUCAUCAAGGAGCUCUGCACCAUGCUGCAGGGUCAAGGCCAUCCACGCAAGAUGGAUAAGUCCACCAUAUUGGAGAGGACUAUUGACUUCUUGCAGAAACAGAAAGACAUCACUGCACAAAAUGAAACGUGUGAUGUGAGGCAGGACUGGAAGCCUUCAUUCCUCAGUAAUGAGGAGUUCACUCAGCUAAUGCUGGAGGCCCUAGAUGGUUUCUUGGUUGCAUUAACUACAGAUGGCAACAUCAUAUACGUAUCUGACAGUGUGUCUUCACUUAUGGGCCAUUUACCGUCAGAUAUGGUGGACCAAAAUAUCUUGAAUUUCCUCCCGGAGCGGGAACACGGGGAGGUGUAUAAGCUGCUAUCAUCCCACAUGCUGAUGACUGACCCCAUUGCUGCUGACUUCCUUGACAGUGAGGCACAUAUUGAAUUUUGCUGUCAUCUAGCCAGAGGUAACAUUGACCCAAAGGAGCCACCCGUAUAUGAGUAUGUCAAGUUUGUGGGAGAUUUCAAGUUUCACAACAAUGUGCCUACGUCUUCUUGUAAUGGGCUUGAAUUGACGUUACCAAGAAGUCUGCAGUCAUCGCUGGAGGAGCAGGUCUGCCUCAUUGCUACUGUACGAUUAGUCACUCCACAAUUUCUAAAGGACUUGUGCAAUGUGGAAGAUCCUUGUGAUGAAUUCACUUCCAGACACAGCCUUGAAUGGAAGUUCCUGUUUUUAGAUCACAGAGCUUCACCAAUCAUAGGCUAUUUACCCUUUGAGGUUCUUGGAACUUCUGGCUAUGAUUACUAUCAUGUGGAUGAUUUGGAGCUCAUAGCCCAGUGUCACCAACAAUUAAUGCAGUUUGGAAAGGGUAAAUCCUGCUAUUAUCGCUUCCUGACCAAAGGUCAGCAGUGGAUUUGGUUGCAGACUCACUACUACAUUACUUACCACCAGUGGAACUCCAAACCUGAGUUCAUCGUCUGUACUCACACUGUUGUCAGCUACGCUGAAGUGCGAGCUGAAAGGAGGAGAGAGUUUGGCCUUGAAGAGUUGUCUCCACCUGAGAUAGCUCCCUCCUCUGUGAAGGCUCAGGAGCUGUACUUGGACAUCUGCUCCACAUUGGAUGCACCACCGGACAGAAACAACCGUGCACGUUCGGUUUCCUCCCACAGCUCCCGGAAGUCCUCCCACACAGCGUUGUCAGACUCAGCAUCAGCUAACUCCUACUCAGAGGCCUGCACGCCAAAAUGGCAGUCUGCUUCCAUGGGGCCCGAGAAGACAUCUGCCAGACUCCAACCUAGUGGCUCAAAGAAUUUGGCACAAAGACAAAAUUCCUUUGACCUUGUUCCCCAAAUGAGCCUCCCUGUUUCUCCCACCUGCAGCAAUCACUCCACAAUGCAACAGCAAUCACAACAACCGCAGCAGCAGCAGCAGCAGCAGCAGACCUCUAUGUAUCAGCUGCAGCAGCCUCAGCUCGGUGUAAUGAACCAGCUGAAGGAGCAGCUGGAGGAGAGGACGCGCAUUCUGCAAGCUGACAUUAAGACGCAGCAGCAGGAGCUGCACGACAUAAAGGAGAAGCUUCACCUUGCUAAUCUACAGAUGUUGUUACAGCAGCCCAUUCACAAUGACUUUGGUCAGGGCCAGCAGCAGCAGCCCCAGCAGCAGGGCCCCGGGAGGCCGGCGCAGCAGAGCCAGUCAGGAGUCAUCAGGCAGCACUCUGGCCACCCUAAACCCUCGCCAGCCUGUGGGGCUCACAGCUCAUCCCCUCGCUCACUCCUGAGAGAGAACAGCUCACCAUCAACACAGGGCCAGCAGAGGAUCGCUCGGAGCAGCCAGGCGCAGGCGGUGAGUUUACCGGUGCAGACCAACACAAGCCUGACGAUGCCCUUCUACAGCAACCCCAUGAUGUUCUCUCAGACCAACACAAGGCCUCAGCAGGAUGCAAACCAAAGACACACAGACAGCCAGUUGAACCAAGAUGGACAGCUACGAAUGCUCCUCAACCAGCCAAUGCAGACGCUGGUUCCCACUAGCAGCGUCACCUCGCAGCCUUCGCAGUGCAACAUGGGCAUCUCCCAAACCCUAUACACCUUGGAUCAGCAGCUCCUCGGCCCCUCGUUCUCCAUGCAGCAGGUCAACUGCAACGCCGUCCUCGUCCCCUCUCCGGUCUUCACGUCCCCCAUAAUGAUCCCACACAACAGCUUCAUCACUCACCAAUCUCAGUCAGCCUACCACGCUCAGCCUCAGGCCUCUCAGCACUCCCUGCAGUUCCAGCAGCCCCAGCAGUUCUUUCAGAUGACUCAAGGACUUGUACAUGGUGGAUCUACUCCAGCAUUCUUACACACCACUAAUGUCCCACAACAAGGCAGUGGGGUGGGUUAUAUUCAGCAGCAGCAACAAACGCAGCAACUGCCACUUGCACAGCAGCAGCAGCCACAGCAGCAGCAACAAAGACAAUACCAACAUUCCCAAAACCAGACUGGCAGCGUUUCAGACUUCCGAAAUAUGCUGACGCGGUAGCAAUGUGGACUUUGUUGGAGCACCGAGAUCUGUCUCUGUGACGUCGUCAUGCAGGCGGCAGCAAGUUGUGGCAUUUGUGAAGUCAAACUCGAUGCGGAGUUCUGCUUCAGAGAAGUGGGGGGAAAAAAAGAAAACGCUUGUGGUGACCGAACUUUUGAUGUGAAGCUGCCCGCUGAGAAGAAGCCAGUCCAUACGUCUCUAAAGUGAAACCAGAUCUGGAGAGUCUGAGGCGCUGGGCCUUCAUCACCAGGCUGCAUAGCACUCAGGCGUCCACCAGUCCAACUGCUGGAAAAGUGGAUUAUCAAAGCUCUUAAGAAGACACUUUACAUGUUUACAUGUGGAAGUUUUUGUCUAACAGAGUUUCCUUCUAAGUGUCUGUUUGCACUUUGGUACUACCCCCUUCCCCGAGAGUAGAAUAUUUAUUCCCCUCUCCCCCCAUAUUUUAAUAUUCUAUUUUGUCCAUAAAUAACAGUUUAAGAAGAAUUUGAUUACUAUUGAAAUCUCCAACUCAACACCCCACCCCCAUUGACACAUGAUAUUAUUUUUGCCUCCAAUGAAAGUAGUUAAUGUAAUAAAGGGAUUCAUGUACAUGAGGAUUCUACAUCAGUGUACAUUUCAGUUGGCUGCCAUAACGUUCCCAAAACAAUGAUUUACUCACAUGUUCUUGGCGAGUUGGUUAGACGAUCAUAUCAGAACAUUAGGUUUGGUAGGAAACUAAUAAACGGGAUUUUCUCCAAAUGUUAGGAAGCUCCAUCUAGAUUUUUAAAGCCUCAAUCUGAAGAAGGGGUCCUGCAGCUAUCAGAGCUCUGGAGUUGAGCUGGGCAGCAUGAGUCCUCAAAUGAUAAACAGCUACCAGAGAGAGAGAGAGAGUUAGAGAGAGAAAAAUGUGCCUUCAGCCAUGGUGCGCCCAUGGUACGGUUUGAUGGUUUUGUCCGAUUACGGCUUUAAAAAUCCAGCUCAGGUCCAUUUGGAAUACAAUGUUUUAUUUUCAUAAAGGUCAUAAUGAAUUAUUUUCCUUAUCAGAUUGAAAUAAAAUACAUCUAGAUUUCUAUUGGGAUAUAUUACAAAUAUAUAUAUAUAUAUAUGUCAGAUGAUUUUUACAUGCCUAGUACAUCCCAACAUUUUCAUGAACUCUAGUGUACUUGAUAAGAUUCAUUUAUUACUUAAUCCCUAUUUAUUACAUGUAUAUUUCAAACAAUAUAUGAUUAAGAAACUACUUUUAUACACAAAGAUUAAAAUAGUUUUUUUUUUUGUGUUCAUUUAGACAUUGAAAGGUCAACUCUGGUCUUUCCCUGUCAUUGUUUCAUAGAAACUGUUAGCAUGUGGCUAAUAGUAUGGUUCAAGUCAGAAAUUUACAUACACUAUAGCCAAAUACUUUAAACCUUUCUGAGGUCAGUCAAGAUCACUACUUUAUGUAUUUAAAAAAAAAAAAAAAAAAAGGAAAAAAAAGUGAGGUGAAAAAGUGAAAGGAGAAAUAAGAGAGGAAAAUAUUUGUUUCAUAUAUCACAUUCCCAGUUUGCAGUCAGAUUUGUAGCACUGGCAUGUACUCUACUUUGUUGUCUUUGACACAGGUGUAGUAGGAUGCUUGGGUUCGAAGAAACAAUGGGCAACAUGCUGCUGCCACCCCCAUGCUUAGUGGUCAGGAUUGUGUUAUUUGGUUGUCCUCUUUUAAUUCUAAACCUAACAGAGGACAUCGAAGGUUUAGUCAGACUAGAGGAUAUUUUCCAAGAAAGUAAGAUGCAGACCGACAUCAGUUUCUAUUCCAAUCAGUUUUAAAGGCACAUAUAAACUUCUGACCUGCAGGAAUUGUGAUAAUGACAAUAAUAUUAUAUGUUAAAUAAUCUUUAUUAAAGUAGAUGUCUUAACUGACUUGCCAAAUAUAUAGCUUGUUAAUAUGAAAUUCGUGGAGUGGUUAAAAAAACAAAACAAACAAACAAAAAAAAGAACUCAACCUCAGUGUAUGUAAACUUCUGACUUCAACUAUGUUUUACACCACAAUAUAACAAGCGGCAGCAGAAGAGUGGAACUAGGGAUUUGAAGAUCUUUGAAACAUCAGAACGGAUUCUACCUAAACAGCAUUACUAUCUUUAUCUGGUCAGAUCAGUAUUGUUUUGUUUAUUUGAACAUUUAAAGAAAAAUGUCCGCUUAUUUCUAAGCCCCCUACGACAAAUGCAUUUAAAUACAAAUAUUAUGAGCACAUGCUUCAUUUACCUUGAAAAUCUAGCAGCCUCCAACGUGGGAAGAAAACCAGAUUCGAGAAUAAUGUAUUCACGUAUGGAACGUUCCGCCAGUCACUAUUUCAACAUGUUACAAUCUUUUCAUUCUGAUGGUGUCUAUUUACAUGUCCAUCUUUGGAGUGCGGGGAAGGAAAUGUUGCCGCAAUAUGUUUUGCAACUGCUAAUCGGCUCUAAUAACUGCACUCCUUAUCUCAACAAUAUAAAGUUAAGCGGAUACAAGCAUAUUCAUUGGCUUAAGUUGUAAAGCUGUGUUGUGCAUUUUGUCAGCGUGUUACCAGUUUGGGGUACUGUAAUAAUGGUGAGAUUAUGUGAGAUUACAGUUGUUACAGAGAGGAUUGGAGUAUAUCGACCAGAUUAGCAUCUGAACAAUACACAGGAAGAACUAAGAAAAGAGCAAACUGCUGUUUUGUUUUGUUUUUAAUGACAAUCAGACAGAUGGCAUAACAUUUUGAAACGUUCUGCUUAGAUUUUUUUCCCCCACACAGCUCAGCAGAAACACUGAUAAUGCCGUUUCUUGUGCUACACUUUAUAAAAGCCACCGGAAUAUUCAAGAGUCUGAUAUCAGGAUAUAUUGAAGUUCAAUUCAUCAUAGUACCAUUGGAGACUGCUGUUCAUACUGGAUGACAGCUGUCAGCUAGUACACUUUCAGCAUGAUGUAUGUUCAGUGCAGUUUUCCACUUUUCUAUGUGCAAUGUCAAUUUGAAGAGAAGAAUGUUAAUUUAUACUGUUUUAAAUGUUUCAGGACAGAUGUACGAUGUAUAUAGAGGUGUAAAAUAAGCUGUUGUACCUUGUAAAUUAUAUGGAAGUAUUUUUUUAAUGAAAACGCCCUAACAUUCCUUCAGCUGUUGAUAUUGACAGUAUCCUUUUUCUCUAAAAAAGAACAGAAAAAAGGAGGAAAAAAAAAAGGUACAAGAUGUGUCAACUGAAGUCUAUGAUUACAAUGAUCUCACAGGACUUUAACUGCAUGGGAACUGUGUUAGUUUCUCCCGAACACAGAACCUCUGGGGUCAAGGGUCGUAUGUUGACCAGGAUGAUUGGUAAACAAGAUUAAAUAUUAAGUGAAGAAUCCUUAACGGCAGGGUGCGGCUGUGCAGCUGCGCAGUCGCUGCUUUAAAGGCAAUUCAGUGCAAACUGAAUGAAGUCAGAAGAAAAAGUGCAAUUUUACACCAUCAUCAAAACGUUUUUUUUUUUUUUUAAACAGCUGAAACAAGUCUCCCUUCAUUCAUCUCUAUAGUUCCACGAGUUAUCAGUGAGAGAGACGGCCCGUUAAGGUUCAGUUCAGCCAGCAACUCACAUGUGCCAUAGAUGACGAGAUUCGCUUUCCUUCAUUUAUUAUGGAAAAACCAACAGAGUUUUGCAGUAUAUCACCCUGUCAGACAGUGGUAGAUUUUUCUCCCCUUAAUUCACCUAAACACAUCAUGCAAAGAUUUCAGUCCACGUCUGUAAACAAAUUCACUGUUAUCACAUUGUUCAUGUUGUAUGCCUUGCGAAGGUGGUUGAGGGAAAUUCUGCUCAUUAAACUCCACUGUGCUCCACCUAAA
Molecule: messenger RNA, 7396 nt
Organism: Mugil cephalus (flathead mullet)
Lineage: Eukaryota; Metazoa; Chordata; Actinopteri; Mugiliformes; Mugilidae
Gene: npas2
Product: neuronal PAS domain protein 2
Exons: 22
Coding region: 958-3618 (886 amino acids)
Biological process (GO): regulation of transcription by RNA polymerase II; circadian regulation of gene expression
Cellular component (GO): CLOCK-BMAL transcription complex; cytoplasm; nucleus
Molecular function (GO): RNA polymerase II cis-regulatory region sequence-specific DNA binding; DNA-binding transcription factor activity, RNA polymerase II-specific; protein dimerization activity
Source: RefSeq, a predicted model, not a curated record